Molecule: messenger RNA, 387 nt
Organism: Sceloporus undulatus (fence lizard)
Lineage: Eukaryota; Metazoa; Chordata; Lepidosauria; Squamata; Phrynosomatidae
Product: chromobox protein homolog 5-like
Exons: 2
Coding region: 69-365 (98 amino acids)
Biological process (GO): negative regulation of transcription by RNA polymerase II; chromatin organization
Cellular component (GO): pericentric heterochromatin
Molecular function (GO): chromatin binding
Source: RefSeq, a predicted model, not a curated record
GUUCGGAGCCUGAGGAGGGGCCUUUAAACUACCAGAGCCUGCCUUAGAAAGUGGCGAAAGGCGGGCUAAUGGAUCCGAGAGCCGCGUGCGAAUGGUUGUUGAAACCAGAUCGGAGCACGGGUCGAUGGAAGACUACUGACUCUCAACCUCUGCCCAUGAUGAUUGAUGGGCAACAACAUUUUGAAGUUGCUAAAAUUCUGGACUCUAGGCUACAUAAGGGCAAACUUCAGUAUCUCAUUCGCUGGAAACAUUUUCCUGUUGAUCAUGAUGAAUGGGUUUCUGUUGCUAAUGUUAAUGCGCCUGAUUUGGUGGCUCGUUUUCAUGCACAGUACCCUGACAAGCCUUCUCUUUCUGCUGUCACUUGACUUUGUUUUCAGCUUUCUUCUG